UAGUGCGUUUGAAUCUUCACCAUAUUUAGCUACUCUUUGACAUUUUGCUGGUAUUUUAGUUUAGUUAUAUCCUUUUUUUUCAUUUUAAGCCUCUGAGGUGACUCUAACCUAAAACCCUCCUCAGGAAAAUGGACACAAGACUUUGGUGUGUUUGUGGCCAACAUCUUGACCCCGAACAGACUUUUUAAACCCUCUCAGCAAAUUCAUGCACACAGGGUAUUUUGGGACACUUUCCCCUCAUUGUUUGUACUUGUGUUUUUUUUUUUUGUUUUUUUUUUUUUUUUUUUUUGCUAUUCUUCUUUUUGCUAUGCUUUGUAAAUCUAUUUAAAGUCUGAAUAAAGAUCUUUAUAACUGUAAUGCAAUUGUUGAUGAAUAAUAAAAUUCAGCGAUAUAAUGAAUAAUAAAACGGUAAGGUAGCGGAGUAUAAUAUUUUAAACAAUGACAUAACAAAGUGUGUGUGUGUAUAUAUUCAUAAUAUGAAUUGAGCUCCUGUAUAUUUAGCUAAGACUGCUAAGUGCCAACUGUUCCCAAAAUACAAAUUUUGCCACAAGAGGGCAGCAGUGGACUUCCUCCUUAGUGUUAUGGUUUUGUUAGCUGAUAAAUCUAAGCUAACCAUAUAGAUUAUACUCCUUUAUUUUUAUAAACAUUAGAGUAAAGUUGCCACAUUUUAUUCAAAGUAAAGAAGCAUGAAAUCAAGUGAUGCCAUUGUCCUUCCUUGCUUUUGUAUAUUAAAGUGUGCCAAAAGGAUCAUGACAGGCCUACAGUCCAAAUGGAAACAUUAAGUAAAGGGACCAAUUCUCACUAUAAACAAGUUUCUUAUUAGUGUGCCUAUAAUUAACUUAUUGGCUGUUUAUUAGUGCUUAUAAAGCACAUAUUCAGCAUGAGCAUACUCUACAUCCCUACCAAUACCUAAACUUAACAACUACCUUACUAACUAUUAAUAAGCAGCCAAUCAGGAGUUUGAGCCAAAAGUUGUAGUUAAAGGUUUGUUAUUGGUGAGAACUGGACCUUAAAAUAAAGUGUGAUCGUUAUACUUUCAAAAUCACAACAUGUCUAUGAUGUACUUCCCUUGUAUACGUGAAGUUACUUCAUCGUACCGUGUAAGUGAGAAAAAGGCUCCCGCUCGGAAAAAUGGAUGUGAAGGAAUAAUUUGCAUUUAAAGGGCAUUGAUCAUAGGUGGUUGACCUUUCAUUUGAAUGAAGAGUGAAUGGAGUUUGCCACAGCACUCGUGUGCCAGGAUCUAUCAUGAAAGUCCUUGAAGGAUGUCAUUGCAGUCUGGCGUUCUGCUGCUCCAUUAUGUUGUCGACACACCUGGCUUGAAGGUCAGCUAAACUGAAAGCUCUUUGAUUGGAGGCACCACAGCGUAAAGCACUGAUGAUCUACAGUCUCUGAUUGGUCCGUCCCAGAUCCGUUGCCAAAAUUCCCAUAUCACUGCAUUGGUCAAACAGUUGCAGGGUGAAUAAACUCAAGGUAUAACCACAUUCUGUGUUGUGCCGAGACUUUGUGCUUCUUUACAGGUAGAACUACUGCAUCUGAAGCGUCCUUAACCCAUUAUAACAAGGCCUUGCCCUCUAGACAGGAGUGUUGUUCUCAACCACUCCUCCACUGUUGCAGAUUGCUGGGUCGAGCCAUUCAGACAAGAGGGUGAUAGGAAAAACUUGAAGUCUCCCAGGAGGGUAUGAAUGUGGUGUUGUCUCCAAGGAAACCGAUGACGGGGAAUGGAGCGUAACCAAAAAGCCCUACUGUGAAAUAAGAGUCGAUACAUCUCGAGCCUCGUUUCCUCUGAUUGGCUCGUUCAGGCGCGCGCGUCUGAGGAGGACUAUAUAAGCGCAACAGGCGACCUGCAGAUCUGAACCUCUCUCACCGCAGCCUGGGGACAAGAAGCACAGCUCACCCUAAUGAACACUGAAGUGCCUGUGUGAGGAGGAUUCACUGAGAAGAGGAACAUCAUUUGGGAAUCUAGCAUCACCCAGCGGGUUUAGCCCAGAGGGAUCAUGUGGGUUCUGGAGAAGAUCCGGGACUCCGUCGAAACAAAUGUGCUCCGACAAGGAGAGGUGGGUGACAAGGGGAAGGCACCGGUCUAUAGCAACGUCCUCACACCCGAUAAGAUUCCAGAUUUCUUCAUCCCCCCAAAGCUGGUAAGCUGUCCACCAGAGACUGAAGCUUCUGACGUCAAGUCCAAAGAUAGCCUGAGACCCUCGACCUCAGAGCAAACCAUCAGCAACAAGAAGAUCAGCUGCCCUCGUAGCCCACGACUGGUCAGCAAGUUAGCAGGAGACACCAAGAACCUGCUCAGGGCGGCUAACCGGCACAUCAUUCAGAUCGAGAGUGCGGACGACGUCGUAGCGGGCGACACCAACGCCGACCCUCAAUCCCAGACUGCCAUGUCCCUUCCUUACAUUCCAAAGACUCAGACUUCUUACGGAUUUGCCACGUUGAUGGAGAGUCCUCACACCCGGCGAAAAGAGUCCCUGUUCCACUGCGACCACACCAGUCCAGUUACCUCCCCGAAUACCCAACGCAAGUCCCAAGGCAAGAGCAGCAAUGAGGGAAACCACCUCAACCCUCCGGAUUUCAGCACGUCUCACAUAAACCCCUACCGAUACUUCAGCGGUGGCGAGAGCGACACUUGCUCUUCGGCAGAGUCGUCCCCCUUCAGUUCACCACUGCUCUCUCGUUCCGCCUCUUUACUGAAGAUCUUCACCCAUGAGACACAGGCCAGGGUGGCCAAAGGCAAGCGGACAUUUGCCAGGCAUAGUUCCUUAUCCACGGACGAGUGCAGCUCGGCGGAGCCCAGCCCUAACGUUCCUAGAAGGAGUCACUGUUCCUCCUUGCAAGCUGGUGGAGCUCUGGACCAUCUUCAUGGCGCGGACCGUCAAUACAAGGAGCACACCAUCAACAUGCACAAAGGAGGCACCAUCCGACUCUGCGCAGACUACGACGCGGGUACGGCCCGUCUGCGAAUCCGCAUUAUGGCGGCCGAGGACCUGUAUGAUCCCGUGUUUGAUAUUAAGAGCAUCAACUGUUGUGUCUCGCUCUACCUCAAUCCGGGCAAGGUGCAGAAGCAGAGGAGCACGAUAAUCAAGAACAGCCGCAAUCCCGUCUUCAACGAGGACUUCUUUUUCGAUUCGGUGGCUUCGGCUCAGGUUAAGAGCCUAGCUUUGAAGAUCAAGGUUGUGAAUAAAGGCACUAGCCUGAAAAGAGACAUGCUGUUAGGUGAACGGGAGGUCCCUUUGUGCAAGCUCUUGUCUGGAUUUUAGGCCUACAGAAUGGGACCGUGUCUCCAAAGGUGGAAUAAGUUCUUCUGUGCUAUAUAUUUGCUUUGUUGUCUUUCAUGUAGCGGUGGUUAAUUUGGUAUUUACAGAUUCAGAAGCAACAACCACCACCUGCUUCAGACCAAGGCAUUAGCAUAGCUUUAAAUCUGUUGCCUGUAAAUAUAGAAGAGUCUAUGACAAACUCUUUUCGUAUGUUGCCUUCUGUAUUUUGAUUGGUCUACGCAUUUAGCCUUCGCGUUUACCUUUUUGAUCGCAGUCCUUUGAACCUUCACAAUGGCCCUCUGUGCUAAUGUUAGCUUUGAUCUUGGAUGCAUCUGCUGGCUAAUUGGAGGACAAAUAACCAGACUGAACAAUGUUGCGUCACACUGCAUGUGUCGGCGUCAGACUUUGGCGUAAACUUGUAAAUGCGAUGACGUAUUCUGGCAAAUGUGCAGAAUGUCAUUUGGUGAAACCCGGAAGCCUUACUAAAGAGCGAUUUUUGUAUGUUUCGUUUUGCUCAGAUUGGAACAUUUUUGGACUGAGCCUCGUUAUCAAUAUCUAUUUGCUGGACAUCAUCUGGCUUGGACUCUUUGUCAAAAGCCUUUUAUGAAACAGGGUCCAUAAGAAAUACUUUCUUUGAAAGUCUUUCCAUGCACUCAAUUUAUCCAGAGGAAAGUACCAAGUAAACUAUCUACUCACCUUCCCAGAUCUAAAUUCCAAUCCUCUAGCCAAAAAUGAUUUGGUUAAAUUCAGUAAAAUCAUAUGGAAAGGAAACUGUAUAUGCUGCAUGUGUCAUUAUGCAAAUGGUUAAUCUGAUGUGUAGUUUGCUUUUUCAACAGACAGAAACCAUAUGAAUAGAAAAGUGGUUACAAUUGGACACAGACAUGAUCAUGAAUGGAUGGAUGCAUGGAUCCUUCCUUUCUGGCUUGAGAUAUUGGUAAUUUUCUGAUAACACAAGACCAAAUAGCUAUUAAAUUAUUGGAAAGAGUAUCUACCCUCCUUUGAUACAUACUAAAUUAAAUAAAUUUAGUAAACGUUUAUUUCCUUUCUGGCUCCGCUUUAUAGAUAAAGAGCAGAAAAGGCAUUUUUGAGGUAAUGAGGCAGCAAGUGCUCAUUAAAAUGCUAAAAAAAAGCAUCAGAAAUGGCCCCAUUGAAACUAACUAAUAGCUUGUUGGUUUCAAAGGCGAUGCAGGGAAUGGACAAGACAAUUUUUAUAUUUAUGAUCUGUGGAUUGUGCAGUAAUUAUUUGAGUGCAAAAAGCAUAUGAAGCUUUUCGUUUAUAUUCAAGUGUUUCAUUAAGUCUAUAAUUUCCUAAUUUCCUAAACCACUCGAAUGCUGGAGUCUUCCUGUUUUGACAGGUGUAUUUUGCGAAAUGAAAAAAGUGCCAAUCCUAUGUACUUGAUGUAGAAGUUCACCUGGCGUUUACCGUCAUUUGUUCAUAGUGGAUCCCGUCAGCUCUGGUGUUUGUAACUUGUGUGCAUGGAUAAUAUUUUCACUGUGGUAAUCAACCUGUAAUAUUUUUUUUUUGGAUGUGUGAGCUGUUUGAUGGAGUGUAAUUUUCUGCACCUCUGCAUGGAUGUUCAACUGGUGUAAAAUAAUAAAAACACAUUUGUGGCCAUUUUUGUGUUUUAUAGCCUACUUCAUUUUAACUCCACUGUGGUGCAUUUUUACAUCACUCGUGAGGGUGA
Carassius auratus (goldfish) is the source of this 4942-nucleotide messenger RNA. RefSeq names its product C2 calcium-dependent domain-containing protein 4C. Lineage: Eukaryota; Metazoa; Chordata; Actinopteri; Cypriniformes; Cyprinidae. The record is from RefSeq and is a predicted model, not a curated record. The coding region runs from base 1995 to 3260 and encodes 421 amino acids. The transcript is spliced from 3 exons.